AUGCUUAACCGUCCCACUCUUGACCACAUCAGGAAAGGUCAGCACAUUCAAGCUUUCUGGGGUAUCUCGCUUAACAAAAGAAUCACAGCAGACAUUAUGCCACCCAAACUAUCCAAAAGCGCUAGACAAGAUCUCAUUCUGACUCACCUGCGCGCCACUGGCACCUGUCACACGCUCAAGGAUCUCGAGAAGAUAUUACCCUCGGUGGCUUCGAUCAAUGGGAUCCAAGUCAAGGAGUACAUCCAGGCGCUAACGGACGAGAAUCAGCUACGAGUCGAAGAGAUCGGCAGUGGGAACUGGUACUGGAGCUUCACCAGCGACGAAAAACACGAACAAGAGCGCCAGUUGGCCCGGGUGAGUGCGGAAGUGGAGAAACUUCGGAAAUCCUGCACCCAAGUGAUGGCGGCGCUGGCCGAAGAAACAGCCCGUCGCGAAAGAGAACCCGAAGAUGAGGAGGAGCAGAAAGCCCUCAUGCUCCAGAAGGCCAGACUCCAGACGGCGGUGGAUCGGGUACGCAUGACAGAAGCCCAACUCACCGGGACCCGGGAUUCGCUCAACAAGGGCGUCAAGCAAGUCCAGGCAGAGUUAGCGGGGUUUCGGGAGGAUGCACUGCAGUGGACGGACAACAUCUACGUGCUAGAAGAGUACUUGCGCAAACUAGGAGACCAACAAUUGGUUGAGGCAGUGCUGCGAGAAUGCUAUGGAGACGAAUACGUGGACGGGGAGGGCCUACGAGAACUAUGA
Molecule: messenger RNA, 744 nt
Organism: Penicillium nucicola
Lineage: Eukaryota; Fungi; Ascomycota; Eurotiomycetes; Eurotiales; Aspergillaceae
Product: putative GAJ protein
Exons: 2
Coding region: 1-744 (247 amino acids)
Biological process (GO): reciprocal meiotic recombination
Molecular function (GO): double-stranded DNA binding
Source: RefSeq, a predicted model, not a curated record